This is a messenger RNA of Pygocentrus nattereri (red-bellied piranha), 5000 nucleotides long. RefSeq names its product calmodulin binding transcription activator 2 (gene camta2). Gene Ontology annotation, biological process: regulation of transcription by RNA polymerase II. The record is from RefSeq and is a predicted model, not a curated record. Bases 221 to 4984 code for a protein of 1587 amino acids. NCBI's taxonomy places the organism in Eukaryota, Metazoa, Chordata, Actinopteri, Characiformes, Serrasalmidae. Gene Ontology annotation, molecular function: protein binding; double-stranded DNA binding; transcription coregulator activity. Gene Ontology annotation, cellular component: nucleus. The transcript is spliced from 23 exons.
AAACAGACAGAAUCGGAAAUAAAUUAAUGAUCUCGCGCAAACGGAGGCGCGCGCUCGCGCUCGCGCGCAGACACCCCUCCCCCUCCGACUGCGCGCUGACGUCACCGUGCAGCAGAAGAUGGCGGCGCGUGAGAAGGCGGAAGGUUUCGUGCUGGAGUUUGAGACAGUGUGGAGUAUGUGACCACCCCCUGCAGGCUGGAGAGAGUGAGUGUAUCUCACCAUGAACAAUAAGGACAGCACCACAGAGUCCGAGAAUAAUCGCCAGAUGAAGGUGUUUCUGCCCAAUAAGCUGUUGGAGUGUUUACCCCGGACGAGCACUCUGCCCAAAGAAAGACUGCGCUGGAACACCAAUGAGGAGAUUGCAUCAUACCUGAUCUCGUUUGACAGACAUGAAGAGUGGCUCUCCUGUACACUGAAGACCAGGCCGCAGAACGGCUCCAUCUUCCUCUACAACAGGAAAAAAGUGCAGUACCGCAAGGAUGGAUACUGCUGGAAGAAGAGGAAAGAUGGAAAGACAACAAGAGAGGAUCACAUGAAGCUGAAGGUGCAGGGCACGGAGUGUCUGUAUGGUUGUUAUGUCCAUUCCUCCAUUGUCCCUACAUUCCACAGGAGGUGCUAUUGGCUGCUGCAGAACCCGGACAUCGUGCUGGUCCACUAUCUGAAUGUGCCGAGUGUGGAGGACAGUGGGAAGGCAUGUGGGCCGGUUCUUUGUGCCGUCGCUGACCGCCGGGACGGACUCCGCUGGAGCCGCGACGAGCUCAUCUCGCAGCUCAAACCCAUGUUCCACAGUAUGAAGUGGUCCUGUGGGAAUGGGGCAGAGCUCUCUAUAGAGCAGCUGGUGCAGCAGAUCCUGGAGUCGCAACAGACCAAACCCCAACCACGCACACACACCUGCCUCUGUAACCACGGUUCUCCUGGAGUGAACAUUCCUCACCGGUGUAACAGCACCAAACAUCGGAUCAUCUCCCCCAAACUGCCGAGCCGCCCCUCCCCCUACCCCGCCCUCACCGAGGUGCAGAACCUCACCAAUGAGGGCUCAGGGGGCGGAGCCAGCAGAGAGGCUGGGGCGGGAGAGGCUUCGUCUGGAGGCGCAGCCUCUGAAAGAGCGCCUCCUUCUGUUAGGCCAGGAGGCUCCAGCCCGGCGGUCGCCGCGGACAACGGGAACAUGUCCUCCCCUUCCUCCUCCUCAUCCUCUUCCAGCCCGCCCCAAACUCAGCGCGCGGCAACUAUCGCCCUUAGCAACGGAAACAGUUUUUACAGUGACCAGCGCAGCGGCCUGGCAACCGUGGCCUUGCCGCAGAACGCUUUGAUCGUCAUGACAACAGCAGCACUGGGGCGGGGUGGUGAGGAGUCUAAAGGUGAGCUGGGCUCUGCCCACCUGUCACUCACACAUGCCGGUGGAAGAAUAGUCCUAUCACCUGUGCCACCCAAACCGGACACGCCCUCUCCUCCAACUGCUGCCUCCCCACCCAGCCCAGCCCCGCCCCCUCACUCAGUGUCGCCUAGUCAGGGUGUGGCUACUUUGUCACUUACUCUCCUGCAAAGCCCUGUGAUAGGAGGACUUCUGCUGACGGAUCGCAUCCUUUCAGACGCGUCUGGCGCUUUGCUCCGCCCACCCUCACCGUCUCCCUCCUUAAUGGCUCCACCUCCGCCAGCGACAGACUCCCCCCCUGCCGCUGGCCCUACUCCCUCUGCCCCACUGCCCUUCGACCCCGACUCAUUCCUCAACAGCCCCAAACAGGGCCAAACCUACGGAGGCUCCUCCCUUACCCCGCCCAAUCAGGCGAAUAACCCCAGCGCGUCCUGCCGGACCCCACCCCCUUCUUCCUCUCCUCAGCCUCCGUCUCUGGCGCUCUCUCUCUCCCCAAUUUCUCCUCCCUCGUCCCUCUCUUCUCUCUCUCCCCCCACCUCCACCCCCAGCUCGUCCUCUCUCUCUCCCUCACUCUCGUUCUCUCUCUCCCCCUCAUGCCCUGCCCGCUCCCUCCCCCCGCUGUGCCUAGACUCUUCCCUAGGCCUUGAUUCGCUGACCCGCCCGCUAAGCCCCGCCCUUGGCGAACAGGGCACUUCGUCCCCAUUGGACGCAGCUCACCAACGCUCUGCCUCCCGGUAUCCAGACGCUAACGGACAAGCCCUGCUAAUUGGAAGGGAGAACGGUGCCCCGCCCAGUCCUCUGUCACUAAGCCAGCUACAAGCCAAUCAGCUUUUGCCUUCACAGCACUCGUCAACCAAUCAGCAGGCGAGCCAUCUGUCAGGCAGUCAGCUCCAACUUAACCAAACUAUACCCAAACAGCUCUCACCCAAACAGCGACAGACCAAUCAGCCGCCAGCUCACGCAGAGAGGGCGGAGUUCAGGCCUAACGAGGCUCAGUCUGACCUCCUGAUGACCCACCCCCCGCGGCCGCCGGUCCGGGGUCUGAGGCACAGCCUGAGUCAGCCAGCUCUGUUCACACACUCCGACACACACACUAACACACACUCGCACGCGCACACACACGCUGGGAAUGCCAGUCCGGUCCGAGUGAAAGAGGAACCGUCUCCGCCCAUCAACGCCACCGUCCUUCGAGAGCUCGAACCCGACGAGACGCCCAUGGACACUGCCAACAGCUCAGACCCCACCCACCCCGGCGGGGGGGAGACGGAGCUGUCGUUUGACUCCACCUUCCCAGACCUCAUAUCUGAGCUCAUCACUGAGGAGACGAGUGCUCCUCCUGCUCCAGCCCCGCCAGCUUUCCCAGUCAGGUACAUGGUCCCGCCCCAGCCGAUGCCCUCCACCUCCUUCCUGCCCUACUCACUCCUCACGCCCACACACACACUACCCCACGCGCAGCACUCUGGACCACCCGAAGAGACCCCACGUCUGGCCAGCAUCACCGACUUCUCCCCUGAGUGGUCUUACCCAGAGGGUGGGGUGAAGGUGCUGAUAACUGGCCCGUGGUCAGAAGUGAGUGGCCGGUACUCGUGCAUGUUUGAUCAGAGUAUAGUACCUGCCUCGCUGAUCCAGCCAGGUGUGCUGCGCUGCUACUGCCCAGCUCAUGAAGCUGGCCUGGUGGCUCUCCGGGUGAUGAAGGAUAUGGACGCUGUUUCCUCGUCUGUUCUGUUUGAGUACCGCGCUCGUAACGCCGCGUCUCUGCCGAGCUCUCAGCUCGACUGGCUUUCACUGGACGAUAAUCAGUUCCGGAUGUCCAUCUUGGAGAGGCUGGAGCAGAUGGAGAGGAGGAUGGCAGAGAUGGCCAACAACAAUCAACAGCAACACCAGCAGCAGCAGAACCACCAACAGCGGCUUUCACGGCAACAGAGUUUACCUGCCUCCCCCCCGCGCCUCACACCUGAAAACCAGUCUGGACCGUGGUUUGAGCGGCGCAUCAUCAAUGUGUGUGAGCGGAUGAUGAUGGGGGGCCGGUGGGGGGGCAGUGGAGGAGAGAGGCUCACACACUCGAUCAGACACAGAGGGAUGACUCUGCUGCACCUGGCCGCCGCACAGGGAUACACACAGCUCAUACACACACUCAUACAGUGGAGGACUGUUAGUGCUGAUAGUUUGGAUUUGGAGCAGGAGGUGGAUCCCCUCAACGUUGAUCACUUCUCAUGUACACCACUGAUGUGGGCGUGUGCUUUAGGUCAUCAGUCGGCAGCAGUGUUGCUGUACCGGUGGAGCAGCGUGGCUCUGGGUAUUCCUGACUCUCUGGGGCGCCUCCCGCUGGCCGUGGCCCGUUCACGAGGACAUACGCGCCUCGCACGCUGCAUCGAAGAGCUGCACACAUUCACACAGGCUCAGGAGCUCACACACACUCACACUCACACACUCAGCCUCGACACGUCGCCGCCGCCACAGAUUCCACUGUCUCCACUGUCCACCAGCCCCGACACGGGCUUGAGUUCGUCCAGUAGUAUUCCAUCUCCCAGUGAACCGCCCUCUCCCUCACCAAGCUCUGCCUACUCCAGUGGCUCUGUCCCACCCACCUCCCCUCUGUCCAGCCCCCCUGACCCCAUGGACACCUCUAGUUCCUCUCCUUCCUCCCCAGUGUCUUGGGAAGCGUUGGGAGGGGCAGGGUCUGGUCACUCCCCCCCACACACACAACCAGACUACACACACUCUCACACACACUCCCCCUUUGAGGCCGAGCUGCUGAACUACAGUGAGAACGCCGAGAAUGAGGACUACCUGCCUGCAGAAGUGCUACAGGUUGACAUGGCGACACUGGCAGAACAGAUAAUCGAGGCGACACCAGAGCGAAUCAAACAGGAGGAAUUCCCUAGGGAGGCGGAGUCUCCGCUCAGAGAGAGGCGAGACAAUCCUGCCAUUCAUGACACCAUGCCUUGGCUUGCACCAUACCUGGACACUGUAGACAGGUGUAUGUGUCCAACCCCCCAGCCACCCUCCCCUCUCAGUGCACUGGCCUUGCAGAGGCUCCGCCCCCCGAGCAGCGCUGCGUGGGCGGAGUUUCUGAAUGCCUCAGCCAAUGGCAGAAUGGAGAGAGACUUCGCUCUGCUCACGCUGACGGACAGCGAACAGAGAGAACUAUACGAAGCAGCACGCAUCAUCCAGAAUGCAUUCAGGAGAUACAAGGGGCGGAGGCUGAAGGAGCAGCAGGACAUGGCGGCUGCAGUUAUCCAGCGAUGCUACAGGAAGUACAAGCAGCUAACAUGGAUUGCGCUGAAGUACGCUCUAUAUAAGAAGAUGACCCAGGCUGCAAUCCUGAUCCAGAGUAAAUUCAGGAGUUAUUACGAGCAGAAGAAGUUCCAGCAGUCUCGCCGUGCCGCGGUGCUCAUCCAGCAGUACUACCGCAGCUACAAGGAGUAUGAGCGGCUAAAGCAGGGGCCCCGAGGGGCCAACACCCUCACCACCAAGAUAAAAGGCUCGUUCCUGACGAAGAAACAGGACCAGGCGGCUCGCAAGAUCAUGCGCUUCCUCCGCCGCUGCAGACACAGGAUAAAGGAGCUGAAGCAGAGCAAGGAGCUGGAGAGGCGGGGCCUUACCACCUGAUAUACACACACACACA